AUGUCUGCCUCUGCUGGGGUGAGUCUAAUAUAUUCUUUUCAUUCCGUCUGGAACUGCUACCCCUUUCGGAAUCUGGUACAAAUAACUGGUCGUACUUUGAAGAUGUUAAAGGGUUUCUCUGGAGAAUAUGUCAGCGAAUUGCUGGACGCUAACUGGGAAAAAGAAGGCAAAGAAGCAAUAGCUUCUGCCGCGUCUCUACUGAAAUUUCACGUCAAAGACCCUGACGCUAACCAGAACAUCGAUCUCGACGAGAAUUUUUUGGAGACAAAUACCAACAUUUGUAUCAAGAUUUGGAAUCAACAGGAGGAAUCCAAUCAUCGUUCCGCUACCAGAUGA
Messenger RNA from Funneliformis mosseae, 336 nucleotides. The record is from the annotation of a GenBank genome assembly. NCBI's taxonomy places the organism in Eukaryota, Fungi, Glomeromycota, Glomeromycetes, Glomerales, Glomeraceae.